This is a messenger RNA of Podospora anserina S mat+, 2628 nucleotides long. RefSeq lists its product as uncharacterized. The record is from RefSeq and is a predicted model, not a curated record. Gene Ontology annotation, biological process: positive regulation of transcription from RNA polymerase II promoter by galactose; DNA-templated transcription. The annotation marks the transcript as partial. The transcript has 4 exons. NCBI's taxonomy places the organism in Eukaryota, Fungi, Ascomycota, Sordariomycetes, Sordariales, Podosporaceae. Gene Ontology annotation, molecular function: DNA-binding transcription factor activity, RNA polymerase II-specific; zinc ion binding; RNA polymerase II cis-regulatory region sequence-specific DNA binding. Gene Ontology annotation, cellular component: nucleus.
UGCAAUGGCGUGAAACCUUGCCAGACCUGCCUCAGAAGAAAACUCACCUGCUCGUACACGCCCAACAACGCUUCGGAUUAUGGACCGGGUGAGUCUGCUGGGUCACCGAUGAAGCGGCGACACAUUGAGACGUCGCCUCCCUCCAUCUCCGCCACACUCGAGAAGGCCAACAACAGCUCGCCCCUGGCCCGUGAGGUGAUGCAGUCUUGGGAUGAGGCGCGGGCCGCCCAGCCAAGCCAGGCCUCGAUAGGCGGAUCAGCACUAUCGUCGCCGACAGCACCGUUACCGCCGCCUCUAGCAGGCCGAGGGCAUGUGAAGAAGGUCUCGAUUCACGGGACGAAGAAGUUGCCAAGCCGCAGCAACACGGGCAACACCAGCGGCUACGCUGAGGAGACCAACAUAUACACCGAGACGAGAAUGUUGCAAGACCAGUCAAGACGGCUUCUCUACAUUGGAGAUGCCUCGACACUGUCCAUCCUGCAGCUGAUCCGGAUUAUUGUCGAAAGCACAUCGGGGACAGAGAUGGGGUCUCCUUUUAUCGACGAUCCUAAGAGGCAUCGCAUUCAGGAAACCAUCAUUGACUUUCCUGAGAACACACGGGUACCGACCCUGUUGCCGGACCAGGAAACAACCCAUGUUCUCAUAGCUUCCUAUUUUACAAAUACCUGCGGGAUCGUGGAGGUGUUUGACAGAAAACAGUUUAUGCAGUCGGUGGAGGCUUGCUAUCGGGACCCACCAUCGGCCAACAACUACUUCUUAUGUCACCUCUUCUUGGUGCUGGCUCUUGGUCUCCUCUUUGCUGCGCCUACCCCAGGUAGCCGGGAAGAGCAUGUCAUCAACAAGCAGCUCUCUGCAAGGCCAGACAGGGCAGAGUUGUACUUUAGGAGCGCUCGAACGAUGUGUGAUCCCGGUGCUGGGUUUGAGGACGCUGACUUUUGGUCGGUUCAGGCGCUGUCGUUGAUGACGCUCUACAUGUUGACUAUCCCCAAGAGGAACACGGCGUAUGCUUAUCUCGGGAUGGCUGUUCGGUCAGCGUAUGCUUUGGGCCUGCAUAGAGAGGAGACGUUGAGGGAUGUCAUCUUUACGCCGGGAGAGAUGAAAGUCAGGCGGAACUUGUGGAAGACACUGUUCAUUUUGGAUCGAUUCUUGGCGGCAACCUUGGGCAGGCCCACCGCCAUCUCGGGCCACGACUGCUCGAUGAAUAUCUUCUCGGAUGAUGAUGCCGUCAACUCUAUGGAGAUCACUGGGGAGUUUGACCCGGUUCACGCCAAGAGCUUGCAUGCUUGUGUCGAGACCUGUCGGAUAAUUGGCGACACGUUGAGGGUCUUUUCUUCGCGCAAGAUUUCCACCACGAAGGUGCAGGAGAUCAUCAACGACAUGUCUAUGGACUGGGAAGAUGAUUUACAAGCUGCCCUGCAACGCCGUCUAUCAAACGCCGGUCCUGCUCGAAGCCCGGCGCAUGGCAUGGCAUCCUUACAUGUCAACCUUCUGGCACUCCAUUCACUGAUCCUUCUUACCAGGCAGCUCUUUGUUAUGCACAACUGGAUGCUUGUCGAGCAGCGGUCUGGGAAGAAGAAGCCCUCACCAAUUCACGAGUCGCCCAUGGCGAGGUUCUCAGAGGCCUGCGUCCUGGCUUCCUACCAAACGAUUCAGCUUGUCCAGCAAGCUCGAGAAGAACAACAGCUCCCUCGAAGGAACCCUUUUGUCAUAUACUUUGUCUUCGCCGCCAGCCUCGUCAUCCUGAUGAACCAAUUCUCGUGCCUCUACUACACAAACGCCUACGACAAAACCAUCCGCGACGCAGUCGAUUUCAUGGAAUACUGCACCAAACUCGACCCCCAAGCCGAGCGUGUCCUCGACAUCAUCACCCGCUUCGCAAAAGUAGUAGACAAAUGGACAAAAAAAAACAAAUACGACGCCCCCCCCUUAUCGGAAGACCUCUCCUUCCUCUACAGCCACCCGUCCAGUCCCCAACCCGAGCUUGCCAAUACCCUGUCGGGAGGACCAGUAGUGGCAAGUCCCCUCCAGGAAACCACCACCCACCCCGACCCAUCCCAUCCCAGUUAUCCCCCCCAACACCACCGCUUUAGCGACCCCGGCCUGUUGACUCCCCCCCAAAUAACCUCCUCCAAAAUGCCCCUGUCUGACAUCCUCGCCCCCACAACCCAACAGGACACCCGCAUGAACGGCAUGUCACCCCUCCUCCCACAACAACAACAACAACAACAACAACAACAACAACAACCGCCACCACCCCAACAACAAACCCAAAACGACUCCCCUGGUUAUAACAGAGAAAUCGAAUUCGACUUUGACAACCUCUGGAACAACUGGCUCAACCUCCCCCAACCAGCCAUCGUCCCUCCCACACCCACGGCGGGCAUAUCACCCCUCACCGGGCCACCGCAGUUCUCCCCCGUUGCGGCGGCAGCCCAGCCGGAGCCUUUUCCCGGUGCGUACACCACCACUCCUGUUGUUGUUCAUCACUCUCCCCCUGGGGUUCCCGUCUUGGUUGUCACUGGGGGACAACCAGCGAUCGGGCAUGCGGGGAUGGGGCAUCAUCAUCAUCAGCACCAUCAUCAUGGAAAUAACAUACCCUUGUAUCACUCCUCGAGUACAUUUGGCUGA